Molecule: messenger RNA, 1936 nt
Organism: Morus notabilis
Lineage: Eukaryota; Viridiplantae; Streptophyta; Magnoliopsida; Rosales; Moraceae
Exons: 7
Coding region: 286-1557 (423 amino acids)
Source: RefSeq, a predicted model, not a curated record
ACUACUAGCUAUAGCUAAAGGGCAAAGUCAGGCAAGUCUUAUUGGAUUUUUGUGGAGGCAGAAAGAGCCAUUCCUCCUUCCACUUCCUCCACCAAAGUUUUCAUUUUUUUUCAAGGAAAAGAAGUUCUUAGAGAGAGAAAGAGAAGGGCUUUGUGUUGUGGUGAAUGUAUUUUAAGCAUUGUUAGAGAGAGAGAGAGAAAGAAAGCUCUUCUUUUUUUUUUCCCUCUUGCUUGGUCGGUCUUUUGAGCGUGUAAAGUCUCUUUCUUUGGUCGGUUUUUUCACAAGAUGGGAAAUGGGAAAGUGAUGAUGAGAGGUUUUGGUGUGGUUUUGUGUUGUUUGUUAUGGGGUUUGAGUUUGAUUUCACUCCAUUGUGAUGCUCGGAUGAUGAUGUCCGCCACUUCUCGCCAGAAGCUUGAGGUUCAGAAGCAUCUCAAGCGCUUGAACAAGCCUGCCGUUAAAACCAUUAAGAGCCCAGAUGGGGACACAAUAGACUGUAUUCAUAUCUCUCAUCAGCCUGCUUUUGAUCAUCCUUUUCUGAAAGAUCACAAGAUUCAGAUGAGGCCCAGCUACCACCCAGAAGGGCUAUUUGAUGACAGCAAAGUGUCUGAAAAACCAAAGGAAAGGUCAAACCCAAUAACCCAGCUUUGGCACAUGAAUGGAAAAUGUCCAGAAGAUACCAUUCCAGUGAGGAGAACAAAGAAAGAUGAUAUCUUGAGAGCAAGUUCAGUUAAAAGAUAUGGAAAGAAGAAGCACAGAUCCAUCCCCAAACCCAGGUCUGCAGACCCUGAUCUUGUCAAUGAAAGUGGUCAUCAGCAUGCAAUAGCUUAUGUGCAAGGAGACAAGUACUAUGGAGCAAAAGCAACCAUAAAUGUGUGGGAACCAAAGAUACAACAGCCAAAUGAGUUUAGCUUAUCUCAGCUUUGGAUCUUGGGGGGUUCUUUUGGUGAAGAUCUAAACAGCAUUGAAGCUGGUUGGCAGGUCAGCCCAGAUCUAUAUGGUGAUAACAACACAAGACUCUUCACUUACUGGACUAGUGAUGCAUAUCAAGCCACAGGAUGCUACAAUCUUCUCUGCUCAGGCUUUAUUCAAAUAAACAGUGAAAUAGCAAUGGGAGCAAGCAUUUCACCAGUUUCUGGACUUCGUAAUUCCCAAUAUGAUAUCAGUAUUCUUGUUUGGAAGGAUCCAAAAGAAGGGCAUUGGUGGAUGCAAUUUGGGAAUGACUAUGUGUUGGGAUACUGGCCAUCAUUCCUGUUCUCAUACUUGGCAGACAGUGCAACCAUGAUUGAGUGGGGAGGUGAGGUUGUGAACUCAGAGCCUGAUGGUCACCACACCUCAACCCAAAUGGGAAGUGGCCGUUUCCCAGAAGAAGGUUUUGGGAAGGCAAGUUAUUUCAGAAACAUUCAAGUUGUGGAUGAUUCCAACAAUCUCAAGGCACCCAAAGGGAUUGGGACCUUCACUGAGCAAUCCAACUGCUAUGAUGUCCAAACUGGCAGUAAUGGGGAUUGGGGUCAUUACUUUUACUAUGGAGGUCCUGGCAGAAAUUCCAAUUGCGCCUGAGUAAAAUUUGCCAUUUUUACCUUUUACCCCCCUUUUGUAUCAUUCAAACCAACCAAAUCAUCAAUCAACCUAGUGGGAAUUACAUUACCCCUUUCUUUGUAUACCCUUUUCUUCUUCUUUUUUACCCUUAGGCUGGCUUUUAGUAAAAUGUGAUGAUGACCUUUUAUGUAGUGGGAAGUUUUGACUCUUUUUUUUUUUUAGUCUGAAAAAUUCUCCAUGUAAGUGAGAGGUGGGGGGAAAUGGAGAUAUGGCCAAGUUUCUGAAAUAACCUUGAGAAACAGGCCCUUUUAUAUAUAUAUCUCCUUUGUAUUCUAUUUGUUUGUUUACUCCUCGCUCGGAGUGGCUUGUUAAUGAAUGAAUGAACGAGUAUUUGGGUCCA